AUGUUCAGGAACGCGCUGGUGUUUUCAAGGGGGAGGGGCUUCUAUGCUGAAUUCCUCCCCACCCCCCGAAAUAGGAAAUUCAUUUCUUUGUUUCAUUGGUCCAUGUUUGUUUAUUUGAUUGUACGUUUAAAUUACAACGCAUGCAUUUCAGCUACCGACUGCAUUCACGUGUCAUUUAAAAAUGCGUCUAGAAGAAUUCUUAGCUUCAAGAAAGGAAUAUAUGGCUAGAGCUGAAGUUCCAUUUUCGGCUUAUUACAUAUGA
Nezara viridula (southern green stink bug) is the source of this 262-nucleotide messenger RNA. Lineage: Eukaryota; Metazoa; Arthropoda; Insecta; Hemiptera; Pentatomidae. The record is from the annotation of a GenBank genome assembly.